Corticium candelabrum is the source of this 1166-nucleotide messenger RNA. RefSeq names its product alpha-N-acetylgalactosaminide alpha-2,6-sialyltransferase 5-like. The record is from RefSeq and is a predicted model, not a curated record. Bases 8 to 1006 code for a protein of 332 amino acids. Gene Ontology annotation, molecular function: alpha-N-acetylgalactosaminide alpha-2,6-sialyltransferase activity. The transcript is spliced from 2 exons. Gene Ontology annotation, biological process: ganglioside biosynthetic process. Lineage: Eukaryota; Metazoa; Porifera; Homoscleromorpha; Homosclerophorida; Plakinidae.
UAUCCGAAUGGUAAACGGACGCCAUUUGCGAUUUCUUGCUUGGCUGUUUCUGCUGGGCUUUGUCUCAACAGCAUUUGUCAUUUAUGUUUUGUGGAAAGGACCUGCAACUGGACGAUUUACUGGAGCCAGAGAGUUCCAAUCUGGUGAGAACAGAUGUCUCAGACUCUUCAAUCCAUGGAUUCAAACAGGAAAUAGACACGAAUUUGAGAGAACAGCUAAAGAUUCUCAAGACACUAAUGCCAGUCAUUUCCUUAGUGAGAGUACAACGGGAAAUUUUGAUGGUUACAGAUGUAUUCUGGAGAAUCGGACUCUGAGUAUGAAGUGUGACACUUGUGCUUUGGUAUCAAGCUCGGGACAAAUCUGUGGUCAGAAUAAGGGAUCAGAGAUUGACAGGACGGAUUGCGUAUUUCGAAUGAAUGCUGCUCCCGUGAAGGGAUUCGAAAUGGAUGUUGGACAGAAGACAAGUGCACGCAUUGUAGCAUUUAAUGCUUUUGGACUCAGCUUGAAAGCAUGGAAUCAGGGGAUGAAGUUUAUUGUGUGGACUAACAAUCGUCCACAAGAUAUCAAGCACGUCGUUUUGUAUGCAAAAUCUAAUAAGAACAGGGACAUUUGUAUGUCAACUAAAGAGUACAUUCAGCGGAUGGACAAACUGUUUGAGGAGGAAACUAAUCAUAGUCGAUAUGCGUCUCACACUUGGCUCUCAACUGGAUGGUUUGCAUUUGAUCUAUUGAGACACAUGUGUUCGUCUACUAGGAUCUAUGGAAUGAUUCCACCAGAUUUCUGCAAGAAGAAAAAUCAACCUCGUGGACCGUAUCAUUACUGGGACAAAACUGGUGAUGAAUGUGAUGUUUACCUUAGUAAUGAAAAGUCUGCUACCGGUUCUCAUCGCUUCUUGAGUGAGAAGAUCAUAUUUGCCAGAUGGGCUGUAGCAUCAAACAUGUCUUUCCAUACGCCUGAAUGGGAUCCUAAAGACUACACUAAUACUCGAGUAACACAGUUUGUGUGAAUGGCUCAGUAAUUGUUCUAGAGGGGUUGAACAGCGAGCAGCAUGUUUUAUGUAUGAGAUCAAGAUAUUCUAUGUAAAUGUUGGAGGUGUAUUGAUGUUAGAGCAUACACACAUGUACUAAAGUUGCGUGUAUAUACAUAUGGUUAUUUCCUAAACUGAU